Messenger RNA from Aspergillus glaucus CBS 516.65, 240 nucleotides. RefSeq lists its product as uncharacterized. The transcript is spliced from 3 exons. Bases 1 to 240 code for a protein of 79 amino acids. NCBI's taxonomy places the organism in Eukaryota, Fungi, Ascomycota, Eurotiomycetes, Eurotiales, Aspergillaceae. The record is from RefSeq and is a predicted model, not a curated record.
AUGCCUCUCACCGUCCCCAAGAUCACGGGCUCCGAGGCCGAUAGGGCUGAAUGGCUUAGCAAGCUCGUCGGCAAGAAGAUUGGCAAAGUUAAUAAUGCCACUACCUUUGCAGAAAAAAAUCUCCCUAGAGUCCAUCGGAUCUUGCGUCCUGACGAUGGUUACCGCUUGGAUUAUAGAUCGGAUAGGUUGAAUGUCUAUUUGGAUGAAGAAGAUGUUGUUCGGAAUGUUAGGUUCUUCUGA